UAACACAAAGAAUUAUUCCAAAGUGUCACCGAUGCCAAAAAUCUCAUGGUUCACGCGGGUACAAUCUAUUUAAAUGAGACGGGUGAUGCUUAUCAAGCGGAGAGCGUGACGUGGCACACUGGUUUCGACAAUGUCAAACUUAAUCACGACGUCGGUCUCAUUCGAUUAAACAGAGAUAUCGUAUACACCAACGUGAUAAAACCCAUUCCGCUUGCACAGAAGGAUAUCGCUGUCGCAGGCCUUCCUUGCGUUGUAUCCGGUUGGGGCAGAACUUCGCUUAAUGGACCUACACCUAACACCUUACAAGAGAUCGCUCUGAAAGUUUACUCUCCCGAGAAAUGUAAGCUUUCGUCUUGGAGAGUAACUGACAAUCAUGUCUGCACUCUCACACAAGCUGGCGAGGGAGUGUGCUAUGGUGAUUCAGGUAGCGCUCUACUUGCCGAGGGCGUUCAGAUUGGAAUCGCAUCUUUUGUAGUUCCAUGUGCUGUAGGAGAACCCGACAAGUUUGUUAAGGUAUCCGCGUAUCAAGAUUGGAUCAAAGAACACAUGACUGACAAUUAAAUAAAAUUUAAUGUUUUCGUAUUGUUAUUAUAUAUGAUACAUUCUGUAUAAAUCUCAAAUAAAUUUUUGCAUGUAAUACGAAAUGUAUUACACGUUACAGGAUU
Molecule: messenger RNA, 665 nt
Organism: Vollenhovia emeryi
Lineage: Eukaryota; Metazoa; Arthropoda; Insecta; Hymenoptera; Formicidae
Product: chymotrypsin-1-like
Exons: 3
Coding region: 46-561 (171 amino acids)
Biological process (GO): proteolysis
Molecular function (GO): serine-type endopeptidase activity
Source: RefSeq, a predicted model, not a curated record